Molecule: messenger RNA, 2447 nt
Organism: Macrosteles quadrilineatus (aster leafhopper)
Lineage: Eukaryota; Metazoa; Arthropoda; Insecta; Hemiptera; Cicadellidae
Product: ubiquitin-conjugating enzyme E2 J2
Exons: 6
Coding region: 407-1129 (240 amino acids)
Source: RefSeq, a predicted model, not a curated record
UUACUACAUUGCAAUUUUGUCUAUACUACAACAUUUCCGCAGUUCUCUUGGAAUCUUAGAAGUUUUGUUGGAUUAGAGUGUUAUCAUAAUCAUUAUAACCCAUUAUUAGGUUUGCUUUAACUUUAUUUUGAUUGUUAACGCACAACACACUAUUGUUUGACAUUUUAAAUCCAUAGAAUACACUUAACCUCUCUAAUUCCUAAACCGUGAGUAGCCUACGUCUUCCAAGGCCAAACAUUAGUUUUUAAUAAUCAUUAGUGUUAACAAUUUACGUGUCAGAAAGGUUUGACCAAUUAGGUGUGUAAAGGGAGCACCAACAUGUAAAACAUCAAAAAUGAUUCAUUAUCUAUUGAAAUAAUCGCUAAGAUUCCAUUGAUUCUACAAGGCUGUAAAACAAUUUGAGAGGAUGCCAAAUAAUAAACACAACAGUGCUACUUCCCGCCUGAAGCAGGAUUACAUGCGGCUCAAACGAGACCCUGUGCCGUAUGUGGUUGCUGAGCCCCUACCUAACAACAUCUUGGAAUGGCAUUACGUGGUAUUAGGACCAGAAAACACCCCUUAUGAGGGUGGAUUCUAUCAUGGAAAACUGGUUUUUCCAAGGGAGUUCCCAUUCAAGCCACCUUCCAUUUAUAUGAUAACUCCUAAUGGAAGAUUCAAAACCAAUACGAGACUGUGUUUAUCUAUAAGUGACUUCCAUCCUGACACGUGGAAUCCCGCUUGGAGUGUGUCGACAAUUUUAACGGGACUGCUCAGUUUCAUGACGGAAAAAAGUCCAACAUUAGGCAGUAUUGAAGCGAGUGAUUACGAAAGGAAAAAUCUUGCGAUACAAAGCUUGAGUCAUAACCUCAACAAUCAGCAGUUUUGUGAUUUGUUCCCUGAUCUAGUAGAAACAAUGAGAGAAAAGCUGAACAAACGCCUCCAGGCUGAGCGAAACAACAUGAUCAAUGACGCCAAUGAAAACCACUGUCCUGGCUACGACCCCACGAACCCUGCACAUGGAAACGUGGGGGUCAACGACCAAAACCAAAACCCGCUACAGAGCGUGGUGGCAAACAUUUUUGUAUUCAUUGGAUUUGCAGCGUUUGCGUACACCGUCAAGUACGUUCUGAGCAGUACCAGUUUAGAGUAGACCAAAGAUUUACUCAAGCUUUAACGUCAUCUUCCUUGAUUCUGGAAAUAGUUUGAAAUUGAGAAACAUUCGUCCGAAAAACGAUUGUUUAUAAAGUUAUCUCUAUAACGUUAUUCGAUGAGUGUAUGUGUUAAAAAUUAUUACUGUGCGAUUCAAAAAUAUUUUAAAGUAUUGUUUAUUGACUGAUGCCAAAUACAAAUAUUUAAAUAUUAAUAUAGAGAUGUCUACUUUUUCAAACAGUAUUUCACUGGUCAAUAUAGAUUUGGAAUAACAUUAGUCUUACUGCGGUGUAUAGUGUGGAAUACAUUUUUACAUCAUGUUUAAUCAUGUUUCUUUGUUCAUUGAUUUUACGUACAUAUUACUUCUGGGUACUAAAAGAAUAACAAUCAACUAUUGACGUAGCCAGAUAUCUGCAAUAUGGACUAAUAGGUCAAAAUUACCUGUAUCGGUUCCAAAUUGUAACAUUCAAUGUGCUACAUGUUUUGGCGGGCUGCCAUUUUCAAACAUUUAAUCCGCUUGAAUAGCUUCAUUGAUGGUUUAAACACACAAGAUUUAACACACGACAUUCAACAUUGCCCGUACAAGAGCCGCGUUUGUGAAUUGAGUUGGUUCCCGCUGGUGUAUCGGCAAUUUUGCUUACUUUUGAUAGGCCUAUCAAACAAAGUAUUUAUUUAAUAUGUCGUAUGUUUAAACCAUCAACAAAAGUAAUUCAAGAGGAUUUCAUGUUUAUUUCUGGACUAAAGUGUUUGAAAAUUUAGGGUAGCACUUUGAAUGUUUGGACAAUAACAAUAACAUUUGGAAUUAUGAAAGUAAUGUAAAACCAAUUAGUCAACUGCUAUCCAAUUUAUAACCCAUCUGAAAGCACAAAGGCAUUUAGGCCUACCAAGUAUUAUACGAAUCUCUGUCUUUCUUCUGUUCCGAAGCCGUUGUGUGAAAGGUGUAUAUAACUGUUGUGUGGGAUAUAUUAUUUUUGUAUUGAUAUAUAGUAGGGUCUUUAAACUUGAACAAAGCUGUAAAUUGUAUCAUGUACAGAGUUAUACCUUUUAAUUGACGCCUUACCUAUCGCUUUACUUAUUUUGCUUGUUAAAUAUUUUAUUUUAUCUUAAAAAUUUCAAACGUAAACCCAAGCACUUUUUGCAGAUAAGUUUGUUUUCUGUGAUUUUAUCAUUUGGCAACGAUGCUAUUGUGAUGUGAGAGCGCAAUGCCACUUCAUGUGUUACGAUUUAUAGAAAAAUGUAUAUUAAUGUUAUGCAAUUAUGAGUUAUGGAAAUAUUUGUACUGUAAAUAGUUUGUUUAAAAAAUAAACUUACAAAAACUA